AUGGACUCGUCGGCCAAGGCCGAGCCUCAGUCUCCAUCCUCCUCCUCCUCCCCACCCUCCGCAGCCAUCCAAGCGGCCGCCGUCGACCGCCCCUCCGAUGCGCCGCGACGAUGCUUCAUCUGCCUGACGGACGAAGACCCCUCCGACCCCCCGGGCUCGUGGGUCGACCCGUGCCCCUGCACGCUCGAGGCGCACCAGGACUGCAUGCUGUCGUGGGUGACGGACUGCGAGCGCUCCAACAAGCCGCUCAAAUGCCCCGUAUGCAAAUCCGCCAUCGAGAUGGAUGGGCCCUGGGACCCCAUCGCCUCGCUGCACGACGCCAUCCAGCAGAGGUUCACCCGCGCGAGCCCCUUCAUCUUGCUGACGGGCGUGUCCGUCGGCGUCCAGUUCAGCCUGCAGAUGUACGGCGCCAUGGCCCUGUGGACGUUUGCCGGCAAGGAGGCACUGCUGCGGUUCGCGCUGGGGCCCGAUAUGGUGAUUGAUGGGCGGCCGCCGGGGGCGUUGCGGUUCGCAAAGGAGCGCAUCGUGAAUGCGCUCAUUCUGACGAAUGUCGCGCCUACGCUCCUCGUGAGCCAGCUACUGCCGGGGCUCACCAACAGAUACUUUAUGCAGUCUGCCUCUAUUUACGGCAUUUAUAGCAUGAUUCGAAACGAGAACUUUUUAGAGUGGCCUCCCUCUCCCCGAAUGGCCAUGGUGGCCCUGCCCAUUCUUCGAAAGAUGUACUUUAGCUUCUGGAGAGACUUCAUCAUGCCAUACGAAGUGAAGCUUAACCGACAGAUUUCCGGGCUGCCACCUCUCGACCCUCAGCAAGAGGCCGAUGGCGCUCAUCGGCAGGACCUGGAGCGCAACGGAGAGGGAGGCUUCAUCGGCCUCCUCCAGAACAUCCUGGACGUGCUGGAUCCGGAUGAAGAGGAGCCCGCCGCCGGGGCCAAUAAUGGAGGCCGCGAGGCGCGAGGAGGCGCCCAGCAUGAGAUCCGUCUGGAGCAACGCGAGGAGGGGGACGAGAUCCGCGUUGAGCUUCUCAUCGAAGAAGUGGUGGAAGAUGGGGACGACGAGGUACAGGUCGUGGUACCCGAGGAUGAGGAGUUUGGUGGCCAGCGCUGGGGCCAGGCCCAGGAUGAGUUGGCCAACGGACACGCUCAGGAGAAUCAACGGGAAGCACCUCAAGCGCCACCCGCACGAAGAAUGGGCCUUGGUGGUCUCCUGUCCAGCGUGUCCAACUCCAUCGUCGGGGCUCUCCUCUUGCCGGGUAUCUCCUUUGCCAUGGGCGAGGCUCUGCGGUUGAUGCUGCCGCGGUCCUGGACAACAGCUCCUCCCAAAAACAACUGGCUAUUUGGCCCCUCGCCGUCGGGGCGGCCUGGCCUGCUGCAGCAGCAAUGGGGACGCAGCUUGGUUGGCGGGUGUCUCUAUGUCGUCUUGAACGAUGUCAUCCGGGUGUACAGCAAGUCUCGCAAGGUGGCGGCCAUGCAAAACCGUAAGGUGAAGAAUGUAGAUCGACCGCGACGGAGAAAGUGA
Trichoderma reesei QM6a is the source of this 1515-nucleotide messenger RNA. RefSeq lists its product as uncharacterized. Bases 1 to 1515 code for a protein of 504 amino acids. The transcript has 2 exons. Gene Ontology annotation, molecular function: zinc ion binding. The record is from RefSeq and is a predicted model, not a curated record. NCBI's taxonomy places the organism in Eukaryota, Fungi, Ascomycota, Sordariomycetes, Hypocreales, Hypocreaceae.